GUAUUAAAUGAAGCUGUUGGGGCGAUGAUGUACCACACCAUCACGCUGACUCGAGAAGAUCUAGAGAAGUUCAAGGCCUUACGGGUCAUUGUUCGAAUAGGCAGCGGCUACGACAACAUCGACAUCAAAGCUGCAGGGGAGCUUGGGAUCGCCGUCUGCAACAUCCCUUCGGCCGCCGUGGAGGAGACGGCCGACUCCACCGUCUGCCACGUCCUCAACCUCUACCGGCGAAACACGUGGCUCUACCAGGCGCUGCGGGAAGGCACGCGGGUGCAGAGCGUGAGCAGAUAGGAGCAGAUCCGGGAGAUGGCCUCCGGCGCCGCCCGCAUCAGGGGGGAGACGCUCGGCCUCAUCGGCUUUGGUCGCACCGCGCAAGCGGUCGCAGUCCGAGCCAAGGCGUUCGGCUUCAACGUGAUAUUUUACGACCCGUACCUGCAGGACGGGAUAGAGAGGUCCCUGGGAGUCCAGCGGGUCUACACGCUCCAGGACCUGCUCUACCAGAGCGACUGUGUCUCGUUGCACUGUAACCUUAACGAACACAACCACCACCUCAUCAACGACUUCACGAUCAAGCAGGUAAUUGCCCAACCCCGGGGAGGGCUCUGCUCUUCCGCCUUAACUCAAGCCCUGAAGGAGGGACGGAUACGAGGGGCUGCGCUCGACGUGCACGAGUCUGAACCAUUUAGUUUUGCUCAAGGCCCAUUGAAAGAUGCCCCCAAUUUAAUCUGUACUCCGCACACGGCUUGGUACAGCGAGCAGGCAUCGCUGGAGAUGAGAGAAGCUGCUGCUACUGAAAUCCGGCGGGCGAUCACAGGGCGCAUUCCGGAAAGCCUGAGAAACUGCGUGAACAAGGAAUUCUUUGUCACAACAGCUCCGUGGUCGGUAAUAGAUCAGCAAGCGAUCCAUCCAGAGCUCAAUGGUGCCACGUACAGGUACCCGCCCGGGAUGGUGAGCGUAGCGCCGGGAGGAAUUCCGGCAGCGAUGGAGGGCAUCAUUCCCGGAGGCAUCCCCGUCACUCACAACCUUCCCACGGUGGCACAUCCUUCCCAAGCUCCAUCUCCCAACCAGCCCACAAAACACGGGGACAACAGGGAACAUCCCAACGAGCAAUAGCAGAUAAUUUAAAAAAUAAAUAAAUAAAAAAAAAAUCACUCAAUAAACUUAGGACCAAGAGACAUUGGAAAAAAAA
Messenger RNA from Apaloderma vittatum (bar-tailed trogon), 1189 nucleotides. RefSeq names its product C-terminal-binding protein 2-like. Gene Ontology annotation, molecular function: NAD binding; oxidoreductase activity, acting on the CH-OH group of donors, NAD or NADP as acceptor; transcription corepressor activity. The record is from RefSeq and is a predicted model, not a curated record. NCBI's taxonomy places the organism in Eukaryota, Metazoa, Chordata, Aves, Trogoniformes, Trogonidae.